AUGACCCUUGUCAAGCGCGAGCUGCAGGGCCUGACUUUGGGAAAGCCUUCUCCCCCUGGGGCGGACCCUGCGGUUUCCUCCCGGGGUGACUUCCGGCAGAGAGGACUUGGCCCCCAGAGAGGGCGGGAGGUGACACAGUUGUUCCCCCAGCCCUGCGGGGCGGGCAGCACGGUUCACUCCAGCAUGGGGGCUCCAGAAAUAAGAAUGUCUAAGCCCCUGGAGGCCGAGAAGCAAGGUCUGGACUCCCCGUCAGAGCACACAGACACUGAAAGAAAUGGACCCGACACUAACCACCAGGUGGGCAUUCUCUCUGGCCUCCACUUAACAUUCUGGGGUCCCGGACCCUGCCUCUCUCCCCCCCAGAUCAAGGCCGAAGACCCCAGUGGUGACUCAGCCCCAGCAGCACCCCCGCCCCCCCAGCCGGCUCAGCCACAUCUGCCCCAGGCCCAGCUCAUGCUGACGGGCAGCCAGCUCGCCGGGGACAUACAGCAGCUUCUCCAGCUCCAGCAGCUGGUGCUUGUGCCGGGUCAUCACCUCCAGCCCCCUGCUCAGUUCCUGCUGCCGCAGGCCCAGCAGAGUCAGCCAGGCCUGCUACCGACGCCAAAUCUAUUCCAGCUACCUCAGCAAACCCAGGGAGCUCUUCUGACCUCCCAGCCCCGGGCCGGGCUGCCCACGCAGGCCGUGACCCGCCCUACGCUGCCCGACCCAUCCCGCAUCCCGACGGCCCAGGGUGACGUGGGCCUGGCCAUGGGCAAGCUCUACGGCAACGACUUCAGCCAGACGACUAUCUCCCGCUUCGAGGCCCUCAACCUGAGCUUCAAGAACAUGUGCAAACUCAAGCCCCUCCUGGAGAAGUGGCUCAACGACGCAGAGACUAUGUCCGUGGACUCCAGCCUGCCCAGCCCCAACCAGCUGAGCAGCCCCAGCCUGGGUUUCGAUGGGCUCCCAGGCCGGAGACGCAAGAAGAGGACCAGCAUCGAGACGAACGUCCGCUUCGCCUUAGAGAAGAGUUUUCUAGCGAACCAGAAGCCUACCUCAGAGGAGAUCCUGCUGAUCGCGGAGCAGCUGCACAUGGAGAAGGAAGUGAUCCGCGUCUGGUUCUGCAACCGGCGCCAGAAGGAGAAACGCAUCAACCCCUGCAGCGCGGCCCCCAUGCUGCCCAGCCCCGGGAAGCCGGCCAGCUACAGCCCCCAUCUGGUCACACCCCAAGGGAGUGCUGGGACCUUGCCGAUGUCCCAAGCUUCCAGCAGUCUGAGCACAACAGUUACUACCUUAUCCUCAGCUGUGGGGACGCUCCACCCCAGCCGGACAGCCGGAGGGGGUGGGGGCGGGGGCGGGGCUGCGCCCCCCCUCAAUUCCAUUCCUUCUGUCACUCCCCCACCCCCGGCCACCACCAACAGCACAAAUCCCAGCCCUCAAGGCAGCCACUCGGCUAUCGGCUUGUCGGGCCUGAACCCCAGCGCGGGAAGCACAAUGGUGGGGUUGAGCUCCGGGCUGAGUCCAGCCCUCAUGAGCAACAACCCUUUGGCUACUAUCCAAGCCCUGGCCUCUGGUGGAACCCUGCCCCUUACCAGCCUUGACGGCAGCGGGAACCUGGUGCUGGGGGCAGCUGGUGCGGCCCCGGGGAGCCCUGGCCUGGUGACC
This is a messenger RNA of Myotis davidii, 1644 nucleotides long. It is a transcript of the gene POU2F2, whose product is annotated as POU class 2 homeobox 2. The annotation marks the transcript as partial. The record is from RefSeq and is a predicted model, not a curated record. Gene Ontology annotation, molecular function: DNA-binding transcription factor activity, RNA polymerase II-specific; RNA polymerase II cis-regulatory region sequence-specific DNA binding. Gene Ontology annotation, cellular component: nucleus. Gene Ontology annotation, biological process: regulation of transcription by RNA polymerase II. The transcript has 15 exons. Lineage: Eukaryota; Metazoa; Chordata; Mammalia; Chiroptera; Vespertilionidae.